UAAGGUAACCUUACUAUAGAAAUCAUACCGAAAAAAUCUGUAACCAUUUUGAUUAUUUUAUUACCCCGGAACACACUACAUACAUAUGUUAAAUAAUAAAAUCAGAAACAGAAAAUGUUCUGUCCAUGUUAACCUUUUCAUCUCAACUGCUAUUAACAGCGCUUACGAAAUUUUCUGUUAAUCGAUUUAAAGCUGAAGCCCAACGGACUGAUGAGCAAAUGUGACACAAUAUCAUGUUCAGCUCUUGAGUGGAGCGAAAAUGCAGUGCAUUGGUAUGCGACAAACAAAAAAUUGAUAAUAAGGAACAAAUUCAGGCAGUCUUGACACUUGACUGACAUAAGCAUGAACGACACACCUGGAAUACAAACUGAAAUUUAACAUUUGUUUAUUUAUUAUAAAGAAAUUGAGAAAGCGUAGAAAAUAUCCGAUUAUUCAAUUCAUUAUACAUGUCCAACUAUAUGAGACCUAAUCCAAUUUCGGCAUACAAGAUGACAAAGACAAUAGACAGUAAAUUGCAGCGUGGUGCUCGCGCGGAGGACGCGAUUCCGGAACUGGACGAGGAUGAGGUAGCAUUGGUGGCCGAGACAUUCGGCAAGGUGCAGCUGUACCUGCGAUCCGACACAAACAGGGGCUACGUCAAGCUGAACGCGCCUGGCCUCUACAGCUUUCGGCUGCCCGAAUACCCCGACGGUAAUCCAGAGAGCGUCACACACAACGAGAAUGAAGAUGCAAGACUAACUGACAGCUGGACAAAUGAGAGCAUGGAGGAGAUCAAUAUGGUGAAGCAGGAGGACGAGCCGCUGCUCGGCUGCAUCCAGCGCGACGAAGUGACCGGCGAGUUUUAUAUACUAACGCCCCUCGAGAUUGACGUGCUGCUGCAAUCCGACCUGCCAGCCGAUGCCUGCGAGCAGACACCGGAGCUGCCCCUGGUUGCCAGCGACUCCACAACGACCAUUACCGACCUGGACGCUGACGUCAAGGAUGCGUCGCAAACGACACUGACAGAUAAUACACAGCCAGCAAUGCCACAGGAAUCGGACGACGCUGAUACGGGUAUACUCUGCGAAUAUGAGGUAUGCCGAUUUGUCGUGCCGCAGCUAAGCCUCAAUUUCAAGCUAACACUGCAUGUUGGCGAGCCAGAUGAGGAUGACGCCGACACACACGAUGAGGAGGACGUUAAAGAUGACGACGAUGGCAAUGAGAAUGAGGAUGAGGAUGACUAUAAGGACUGUCAGGAGGAGGGCGAUGAUUACGAUGAUAACGGCCAACGAAAUGCCAACGUCAAAUUCGCCCCCAGCUCCGUCCUAGGGUCAAAGUCAAUGUCCCAUAUUUCAUUGUAGCUAGAACUACAACAACAACAACAACACACGCAGGAGAAGAGAACACAACACACUAACCCCAACCUUAUCGCAAAGCAGCUCCACGUAACGCUAACCAAGCCUGUAUCGAUAGCCCCAAUCCUGAACUACAAUUGUGCUGGUUCUAAUUGAUAAAUUUAGUGUUCUGGGUACAAGAGUUUCCUGCUCGUACUCAACACCACCGUA
Drosophila mojavensis is the source of this 1544-nucleotide messenger RNA. RefSeq lists its product as uncharacterized. The transcript has a single exon. NCBI's taxonomy places the organism in Eukaryota, Metazoa, Arthropoda, Insecta, Diptera, Drosophilidae. The record is from RefSeq and is a predicted model, not a curated record. Bases 447 to 1340 code for a protein of 297 amino acids.